Messenger RNA from Hirundo rustica (Barn swallow), 586 nucleotides. RefSeq names its product potassium voltage-gated channel subfamily E regulatory subunit 1 (gene KCNE1). NCBI's taxonomy places the organism in Eukaryota, Metazoa, Chordata, Aves, Passeriformes, Hirundinidae. Bases 149 to 529 code for a protein of 126 amino acids. The transcript has 2 exons. Gene Ontology annotation, molecular function: delayed rectifier potassium channel activity; transmembrane transporter binding; potassium channel regulator activity. Gene Ontology annotation, cellular component: membrane. The record is from RefSeq and is a predicted model, not a curated record. Gene Ontology annotation, biological process: regulation of heart rate by cardiac conduction; regulation of ventricular cardiac muscle cell membrane repolarization; potassium ion export across plasma membrane.
GAACGCUCCAGGGAAAUGCUCUCCUCCUGAGGGAUGUUGGGCCACGAGAGCGGAGUCCUGGCUCCCUCCCUGCGGCUUUUACUCCAGAACGAGGCACAAACAUAAAUCCGAGGAAGCCUCCAGGAAGGAAGAAGCGCCCAGGGCAGAAAUGCUGGCGCUGUCGAACAGCACGGCCCUGGAGCUGCUCCUGUCCAAAGCGCUCCGGGGCUGCCUGGAACGCGCCAACAGCUCGGCUCCUGCGGAGGCGAGGAGCGCCAGCGACCACCUGGAGAUCGUCUACGUGCUGCUCAUGCUGGGGCUCUUCGGGUUCUUCACCCUGGGGGUGAUGGUGACCAACCUGCGGGCGCGGCGCCUGGAGGGGCCCCGCGACCCCUACCACACCUACAUCGCCACCGACGCCUGGCGCAAGAAGGACAGGGAGGACUUCCAGGCCAAGGUCGUGGAGAAUUACAAGCUCUGCUGCGUCCUGGAGAACCAGCUGGCCGUGGAGCAGCCGGGCUUGAAGAUCCCCGAGGAGAAAUCCUCCUAGGGAAGGGCAGUGGAAGGCCGGAGCGCGGCGCGGGGACGGCGUGAGCGAGCGGCGCCU